GCCAAUGAUAAGUCUGUUUAUUGAAUGGGCGCAAAAAUCUGUUGUCUAUGUACACCGGUAUACCUUGAGCGAGUUAACCUCAGGUAUAACACGCUUUAAGUUUCAUGAACGUGACUGAGCUGGAAUCUAGCAAGGGGGACGAGUGGAGCGCGAGCCUCCGGAGACGCGUCGUAUGUUGUGUCUCGUGCAAUGCUAAAGAAACUGCCCGCCGCCACUUCAUGAAUUCAGCUCGAAUUGUUAGCCAGCUAUCACUUUAGCUCAGCGUCUUGUAAACAAUGUCCGGUCUACCACAAAAUAACUUGAAGGAACAGUUAGCGAGGCACAGCAAUGCUGCUCAAAGCAAGCCGUCUGUGGCUAAAGCGAAACCGGGGGCUUUUUCUUUCAAAAAGAAGUCAUCAUCAGGUACAACGAAGGUGGAAGUCCCUACCAAGGUAAUCAGCUCAAAUGUUUUGGCAAACAGGAAUGUCAAUGUCCCCAAGAGCAGUUUGGUGACUAAAUCUCCUUUGACAUUUUCAAACAAGCUUGAGAGACCUCAAAAAUCCAAAAUCAACAACUUCUUCUCUGUAAAUUCAAAAUGCAAGUCAGAUUCCACUGGGCCAGCAGAAAACUCUUCUCCUGCAUGCCGAACCCCUUCUGUGGUGUCUGGUACUAAGGUGACUUCAGCUCCAGCUAAUUCUGACAGCCAGUCUUGUAGCCCUAAUUUAAUCAAUUUCACAAGUCUGGAUGCCUCUCAUAGUUUUCCAGUGGACGACUGGGAUGAUUUAGAUGACUUUGAAACACCCGCCAAAGAGAAAAAUAAUUCAUUCAGUUCAGAAUUAUCAAAGAAGAGCAGCAAAUUCCUGUCAUCUCCAACUGAAGAAAAAGCAGAAUCUACAGCAACACUAAAUUAUGAUUCCUCAGUUAUAGCAUCAAAAUUAAGCAUCAAGAAUAGCGAACAAUCUCAUAUGGAAACAGAUGAGCUAGAGCACACCGCUGCGGUUUCACCAGGCCCCAAUUUGAACCUGGAACCAGCAGACUGGUCAGAUGAGGAGGAUCUUCCUAUUAAAAUGAACAGAAAACAUCCUGCCCAGUUAAAGCCUGUCAUGAGUGACAGUGAAGAGGAGGAUAUUGCAGAGCUGGAACCUUUCAAAGCGAGCACAGACAACAAGAAAAAAUGGAUUGACUCAAAGACAAUAGAGAUCGAUGACAACUCGGAGCCUGAAAAUGACCUUGAUUACAUUCCACCUUCACCCUUCCCUCAUCAGAUGUCUUACACAGCCUCUAAGCUGGAGACAAGAACUAAAUCAGUUGAUGGUCAUAUUAGAGGCAGUCCAGUGAAAUCAAAGAGCCCCAUCACAACACUGCAUGAACCGUCCAAGCUCUGCUCAAAAGACAAAACAAGUGAACAACUUUUCACGAUCACGGAGUCCAUUUGUGCUCUGGUUGACUCCAUCCCUGAACAUGAGCUAAUUGCUCUGUCCUGUGGAGAAGAACUUUUACUGAAGCGGGCACAGAGGAAGAGGAUUCUUGCAACUGGUGGUGACUCUUUGUUUAGGAUGCAGCAGCCAGACAGCACAGUGAUUUCUGAACCCAGCUUUAAAGAAACCUCCUCUUCAAGCUGCGGUGCGUUGUCCAGCAGCUCUGUGCCUGUGGACUCCAAGAAGCCUCCUCAGCUCAGAAGAUCUUCAGUCAUCUUUGUGGACUAUGACUCCGAUCACUCUGACAGUGUUAUUGAUUUAAAGCCUUUGGAUAAAAAGGACAGCAGUAUAAUAUGCAUGGAAACUAACAGCAUAGAUCUUGGUGGCUCAGACCUCUUCUUCUCAUCCAAGAAGUCAGAAACUGAUGUGCAGAAGAAAUCGAACACCCCAACGAUUACAGCUGCAGAAGAUGUAGAAACAGAUGACUUCUACAUUGACGACUUUGAUAUAGAUGACUUUAAUGACUCUGAUAUCCCUGAUUACUUUGAUGAACCACAAACAUCAUCAGUUGUGACUACAGCAGUGAAAGAAGGGGGGCCAAGCAAGUCCUUAUGGCAGAAGAAACCAACGACACCUACUUCUGCUCCAAAACCUUCAACGAUUUGUUCUCCAGAACCCACCUUCAAAAACCCAGCUCAUGAUCGCUUCAGAGGCUUCAACUUCCCCCAUUCUCAAGAGAUGAUGAAGAUCUUUCACAAGCGUUUUGGACUUCAUCAGUUCAGAUUUAAUCAACUAGAAGCUAUUAAUGCUACACUACUGAGCGAAGAUGCAUUUGUUUUAAUGCCUACAGGUGGAGGGAAAAGCUUGUGCUACCAGCUGCCUGCCUGUGUCUCACCGGGGGUCACUGUGGUGGUUUCCCCACUCAAAUCACUCAUUGUAGAUCAGAUCCAGAAACUCACCACCCUGGAUAUUCCAGCAACAAGUUUGUCUGGUGAUAAAAGUGAUAGCGAAGCAUCAAGGAUUUAUAUGCAGCUCUCAAGGAAGGAUCCCAUUAUUAAACUGCUCUAUGUCACACCAGAAAAGGUGAGUGCGAGUAGCAGGUUAAUCUCCGCCCUGCAGAACCUGUACGAGCGAGGCCUCCUGACCCGGUUUGUCAUAGAUGAGGCCCAUUGUGUCAGUCAAUGGGGCCACGAUUUCCGCCCGGACUACAAGAAGCUGCAUGAACUGCGUCAGAAGUUCCCCAAUGUGCCGAUGAUGGCUCUGACAGCCACAGCCACCCCCCGAGUGCAGAAAGAUAUCCUCAACCAGCUAAACAUGACUCGACCCCAAGUGUUUACGAUGAGCUUCAACAGAACAAACCUGAAGUACUCAGUGCUGCCCAAGAAGCCUAAAAAGGUUGAUGAGGACUGCAUCAGCUGGAUCAAGAAGCACUACCCACGUGACUCUGGCAUCGUGUACUGCCUGUCUCGUAACGACUGCGAUGCCAUGGCCGAGAGUCUGCAGAGAGCAGGGAUAUUGGCGCUGUCAUAUCAUGCAGGACUCAGUGACGGUGACAGAGAAUAUGUGCAGACCAAAUGGAUCAAUCAGGAUGGUUGCCAGGUCAUCUGUGCCACCAUAGCCUUUGGCAUGGGCAUUGACAAGCCUGAUGUGCGCUAUGUGAUCCAUGCUAGUCUGCCUAAAUCAAUGGAAGGGUACUACCAGGAGUCAGGGAGAGCUGGCAGGGAUGGAGAGAUCUCUCACUGCAUUCUCUUCUACUCCUACACUGAUGUGCAUCGCAUCAAGAGGAUUAUCAGCAUGGACAGAGAAGGGGACAGGCACACCAAGGCAACUCACUACAACAACCUGCACAGCAUGGUGCACUUCUGUGAGAAUGUGAUGGAGUGCAGAAGAAUUCAGCUGCUCGCAUACUUUGGAGAGCUGAAGUUUAACAGAGGUUUCUGCAAGGAACAUCCAGAUGUCAGCUGCGACAACUGUGCCAAACCCAACCAAUACAAAAUGAGAAACGUGACUGAAGAUGUGAAAAAGAUCGUGAGGUUUGUCCAGGAGAACUGUGAGAAAGUCGGAGCAAGAUUUGGCAAGACUGCUAACCAAAACCGACUGACCCUGAACAUGCUCGUGGAUAUCUUCAUAGGAUCAAAAACUGCAAAGGUACAGACAGGAAUGUUUGGCUUUGGAGCAGGCUACUCCAGGCAUAAUGCUGACCGUCUUUUUAAAAAGCUGGUUCUGGAUAAUGUCCUGGUUGAGGACCUCUACAUCACCAAUGGUGGCCAAGCAGUGUCUUAUAUCUCUGCUGGAACAAAAGCCGUGAAUGUGCUGUCUGGACACAUGCAGGUGGAGUUUUAUGAGACGGAGAGCGCAUCCACCAUCAGGAAGCAUAAAGCUGCCGUGGCCAACAAUGUCUCCCAGAGAGAGGAGAAGGUGCAGGAGUGUCUGAAGGAGCUUUUGGAUUUGUGCAAGCAGCUGGGGAAAGCAUUUGGCAUUCACUAUUAUAACAUCUUCUCCACUGCCACAUUGAAAAAGAUAGCUGAAAAGCUUUCUUCUGACCCUGAAGUCCUCCUGCAAAUUGAUGGUGUAACAGAGGACAAACUGGAGAAGUAUGGAGCCGAAGUCAUUCAGGUCCUACAGAAAUACUCUGAGUGGCAGCUACCUGAGGAACAGGCUGACAGUGGGGGAGAUGGGUGGAUAGACACAGCACGAGGCCGCACAGGUGGAAAUGAUGAGGAUGACACGGAGUCCUCCACCUACUUCCGUAAUAAGCCUGCGCAGGGACAGAAGAGAAAGAAGGCUCCAUUCUUCAAGUAUUCUAAGAAGAAAAAAGGAUGUGGCAACACAAGCUCCAAUUCUAAAGGCCGUGGCUACAGCAGCAAUAAAUCCUGGUCAUCAUCCAGCGUUAGGGGUGGAGGUGGAGGUCAAGGGUUCAGGAGCUCAGCAGGCGAUGCAUCCGCAACCAAGAGACCAGGAUUACUGGCAGCCCCGGUGCCUCAAAGCAGCCAGCGUCCGUUCUUAAAGCCAGUCUUUUCACACUUGAGCUAGGACUGUUUUCUCCAGCACCUGACUUUGAUGGGGUUGAAAACCAAUUUUAUAAAUCACCUUAAUGUGUUCACUGCUGCUGCUUAUUGGAACAGUUAAAACUGUGUAUUUCAGUUAUAUACAGUUAUUGCAUGUUUAUUGUUGUACAUUUUUAAUAGAACACUGUGAGUGGAAAUGGUCGCGGUUCUUUUUUUAUAUGCUUAUUUGAUAAUAAAGAUCAGUUUAAUUUA
Molecule: messenger RNA, 4657 nt
Organism: Archocentrus centrarchus (flier cichlid)
Lineage: Eukaryota; Metazoa; Chordata; Actinopteri; Cichliformes; Cichlidae
Gene: blm
Product: BLM RecQ like helicase
Exons: 21
Coding region: 276-4430 (1384 amino acids)
Biological process (GO): telomere maintenance; double-strand break repair via homologous recombination; DNA replication
Cellular component (GO): nucleus; chromosome; cytoplasm
Molecular function (GO): hydrolase activity, acting on acid anhydrides, in phosphorus-containing anhydrides; four-way junction helicase activity; DNA binding
Source: RefSeq, a predicted model, not a curated record